GUGAUCUUUCAUGACUGCAACAACCUAGAAAUCAAGCAAAACAAGUACAAACAAGUUUGAUACUGAGUUAGAUCAGAAGAAAGAUCAGUGUGGGAAAUGGAUUCUUGGGUUCGAGUUCUGGUACUUGUUUUGGUCUGCCUUUUUCCAGCCUUGAUUGAGUGCAGAGUUCGCCACUACAAGUUCAAUGUGGUGAUGAAAAGUACCACAAGAUUGUGUUCGACCAAGCCCAUUGUGACAGUGAAUGGGCAGUUCCCAGGACCCACCCUUUAUGCUAGGGAAGAUGACACUGUGCUUGUGAAGGUUGUCAACAAUGUCAAAUACAAUGUCACCAUCCACUGGCAUGGUGUUAGGCAACUCCGAACAGGGUGGUCAGAUGGACCUGCAUAUAUCACUCAAUGCCCAAUCCAGCCAGGGCAAAGCUAUGUGUACAAUUUCACCAUAACGGGUCAAAGGGGCACACUUCUUUGGCAUGCACAUAUUCUCUGGCUUAGGGCGACAGUACACGGUGCCUUGGUUAUCUUGCCUAAGCGUGGGGUGCCAUAUCCCUUCCCAAAACCCCACAAGGAAAUCGUUGUUGUAUUAGCUGAAUGGUGGAAGUCGGACACUGAAGCUGUGAUCAACCAAGCUCUUCAAGGUGGAUUAGCGCCAAAUGUGUCAGAUGCUCAUACCAUCAACGGCCAUCCAGGGCCAAUUUCUAAUUGUUCCUCAGAGGGUGGGUUCAAGCUGCCAGCCCAAAGUGGUAACACCUACCUGCUACGCAUAAUCAAUGCAGCACUCAAUGAGGAGCUGUUCUUCAAGAUAGCAGGACACCAGCUUACUGUAGUCGAAGUGGAUGCAACCUAUGUUAAGCCAGUCAAGCUUGACACAAUCGUGAUUGCCCCUGGCCAAACCACUAAUGUCCUUCUAAAUGCUAAUAAAAACUCUGGCAAGUACUUGGUUGCUGCCUCUCCAUUCAUGGACUCUCCUAUUGCUGUUGAUAACCUCACGGCAACAGCCACUUUGCACUAUUCAGGCACACUUUCUAGCGCCUCCACUACUCUUACUAUUCCACCUCCACAAAAUGCCACUGCAGUUGCAAAUAAAUUCAUAAACUCUCUACGAAGCCUUAAUUCAAAGAAAUACCCUGCCAAGGUACCAUUGAAAGUUGAUCAUAAACUUUUCUUCACUGUGGGGCUCGGAAUCAACCCAUGUCCGACUUGCAAAGCCGGUAAUGGAAGCCGGGUGGUAGCCAGUAUCAACAAUGUCACGUUUGUUAUGCCAACCACUGCCGUACUUCAAGCACAUUACUUCAAUAUUAAUGGGGUGUUCACCACCAAUUUUCCUGGUAACCCACUACAUGUUUUCAACUAUACUGGCACCCCACCCUCAAACUUACAAACCACUACUGGUACCAAAGUUUAUAGGCUUUCUUACAACUCUACGGUUGAACUUGUUCUCCAAGACACUGGGAUCAUUGCCCCCGAGAACCAUCCGGUCCAUCUUCAUGGAUUUAAUUUCUUUGCCGUUGGUAGGGGACUUGGGAAUUAUAACCCAAAGACAGAUCCUAAAAAAUUUAACCUGGUCGAUCCUGUUGAGAGGAACACCAUUGGUGUGCCAACUGGUGGAUGGGUAGCAAUCCGAUUUCGUGCAGAUAAUCCAGGAGUUUGGUUCAUGCAUUGUCAUUUGGAGGUGCACACAACAUGGGGGCUUAAGAUGGCAUUCUUGGUGGACAAUGGAAAAGGACCUAAUCAGUCACUUGUACCUCCUCCAAGUGAUCUUCCAAAAUGCUAAGUUAUCCAAAAUGUCUACGUACAAGAUUACCUUACUGGUAGCAAAAUCUCCAACUCGAAGAAAAAAGAUUCAGAUCAGAGACAAGAGAUAAACAGUACAAAGAAGAGAAAGAUGAACUAUUAUAGUGAUAAUUAAUAAACAAGUGAGAUAUAAUAUUCAAUUUGUUUUAUAGGAAAUGGAAUUUUUUGAGUAGGGUGAAUAAAAGGAAUACAGUGAUUUUUGUUUUUAGGAUGCAAUCAUGUACUUACGUUUUUUGAAAGUUUAAUGUCGGUUAAUCCAAAGGAUUUUCGUU
Messenger RNA from Juglans microcarpa x Juglans regia, 2062 nucleotides. RefSeq names its product laccase-4-like. Gene Ontology annotation, molecular function: hydroquinone:oxygen oxidoreductase activity; copper ion binding. The transcript has 6 exons. Bases 97 to 1770 code for a protein of 557 amino acids. Lineage: Eukaryota; Viridiplantae; Streptophyta; Magnoliopsida; Fagales; Juglandaceae. The record is from RefSeq and is a predicted model, not a curated record. Gene Ontology annotation, biological process: lignin catabolic process. Gene Ontology annotation, cellular component: apoplast.